ACAUACACACACAAACAUACACACAAACACACACAAACACACACUUUCCAACUACAUUCUCACCCAAAUAUACACUCACGCACAAAAAACCUAACGUAUACACAUAAUAAUUAUCCUCUCCUUCCCUUAUCCCUUUCCACACCCCUUCCACCACCACCAAAAGGAUACUCGUCAAAUGCUAUGCGCAAAGCAAAUCAAGGUUCGAGGGAAGGAGACAGAGGGAGAGUGGGGGACGAGGGAGUGGUAGAGGAUGGGAGGGAGAAUCAGAUAGAUCGCACAUCUCAUCAAAACGAACCUCAAGAUGGGACCGACGUAGAGACAGGGUAUAAAAGCUGUAGGGGCUUGUCCACUCGAGUCCCAUUCUGAGGUAGAAGUGGCGUCAUGCAGCGCUUCUGACAGUGACAGGCGUCUGGCUGAGCGUAGAAACGAGACGCAGCUUCGCUCGAGAUACUGACCGUGCCGCCUGAUUUGUCACCACUAUUUCGGUCUUUUUUCCCCCAAAAAAUUUGCCUGUAUAGCUUUAUAAUAAUAUCUCUGUGUGUUGUCCCCCCUGUAAUGUCUCGGCGCUCUGUGAUACUGCUGGUAUAAUUCUGGGGCCAGUCUUGCGAUUGUGUAACAGAAGGAGGAGGAGAAGGAGGAGGUCGUUGUUGGAUCCACAAGGAAGUUUUGUUUGAUGGUUUUUGUGCCUGUCAUCUUGGUGUGAGGCGUGGGGACACAUUUGGGACACGAUGAGGAUUCCUCGGCGUUGAUUGGAGAAGUACAAAAGGAUGUCUGGGUCAUAAUAUUUGAUUCACUAUUAAAGCACAGAUCCGCCCAUCGUCAUGACAGUAGGCGUGGUUGUGCUGCCCUACAUCAUUCCGAUGUUGCUGGGCCGUACGUUCGACAUGUUUACGUCACAGGUGGGCGUGGACAUCUUUCCGCAGAAGUCCAUAGAGAACCCAAUCGUCAUCGAGAGAAGCUUCGUGCACUCGGACUUCCGGGUCAUCAGAAAUGAUAGCGAGGCUCGGCACUUCCUAGGAGUGACUGAUGACCUCUCCCUCCGGGUCAAGGCCGGAGUUUUGCACAUCGCUGCGACGGGCGACUAUUUGAAAGAUGUCCAAACGAGGGAAAAUUACGUGGAGAUUCUCGUCAAGUCACAGGACAAAUGGGAGGGAGAAGGCUUAUUCUAUCAAGAAUCUCCAUCAGUUUACUGGGAGAAUGUGCCCUACUCAGCCUAUGUUGGCCCACGAUCCCCCGGCUUCUCCACCUUCGAUGGCCAAGUCGAUCAUCGUCCCGGCGAGGUCAAAGUUCGUCAGGAGUACCACUCCUUUGAGGACAAGCUCAAGCGGAUGGUCUACGCCGCGGAGGAGAAGAUGGGCAACGACCUGGGCAUCAGGAUCAAGUACUACAGCACCGUCACUGCCCCUUACGUCCCUCAAGACAUUGACAGCUUCCUCAAGCUGCUGGAGGACUUUCCAGCACAGGCAGAAAAGCUCAACGGAGGUCGAGGGGUGCCGCUGAAAGUGGAAUUGGUGCCACUGCACGAACUUUCAGCAAGAAUGAUCGCUCUGAGACCGAACAAAUAUUUGGAGAAGACGUUAGAGGAUAUGGACGACAAAUUCUCCGAUCUGCUCGUCACUCACGCGGCCAUAAGAAGCAUCUCCGAGAAAACGAAACCGAAGGACUACAAGGAAAACUGCGAGGUCCAUGACUACGGCAGUGACAUCCAUGGGAAGUUGGACGUAUUCAAAGACGUCAUACGAAGAUUGGAUACCGCCUCGCCCUCGGCGCUGUUUGAGACGAAGAGAGCUUUGCAGGCAUACGAGCAGAAAGAAGAACCGGAUGACAAGUGGGGCUAUUAUAAAAAACUGAAACACAUUAAAGAAGAUGUGGAACACACUGAAGAACUGACUGGGGGCGCUCACUCUAAAAACAAGGUGUCGUCAAAGAGCCACGCAGAGCAGAACGGCCAACAACUUCACGUCGUCCCCGUCUCUGGCUCGUCAAGAGGAGCCACAAGUCAUUCCAACGGUGGGGGUUCGAACCUCAUGUCAUCCAACUUCACGCCACUGGACCACUUCGGCUACCUUGCGGAGAUGUCCAUGGCCAACGGCGUGUGCGCCUCUCUGAACAAAUUCAGCGGCAGUUUCCUCACACUACGCCGCAACUGCACCAUCUCGGGAGUGACUUGCUCCAGGAUGUGCUGGGCUCUCCAAGAGCACGUGACUCCGCCGCUAGGCAACGGCGCCCCCGGCCCCAGAGUCACUCGCCAGGGAGGGGAGUGUGUGGGGGUGGUGGUGGCGGAGUUGCACGUGAGCCAGGACGUGGCUGUGGGCGCCAGGACCAUCAACUUGGGCAGGAACGCGUGUGACCGCGCCCACUGUUACCACGAGUACUGUUGCUGCAGGAUGGGCGGCCGGAUUGGUAUACUGUAGAUUCCUCGUCACCAAACCACCUGCGAUACAUGUACAAUUCUAUUUAAUACCCGGUGCCCAUUGCAGGUAGGAUAGGAUCGGGAUGAUCGCCCGACUCGUCACCUGAAAACGAACGCGUUUGAUUUUGAGGCGACGAGUCUGGCGCGAUCGG
This is a messenger RNA of Aplysia californica (California sea hare), 2565 nucleotides long. RefSeq lists its product as uncharacterized. The coding region runs from base 822 to 2414 and encodes 530 amino acids. The transcript has 11 exons. Lineage: Eukaryota; Metazoa; Mollusca; Gastropoda; Aplysiida; Aplysiidae. The record is from RefSeq and is a predicted model, not a curated record.